AUGAACACUGCGUCGCGGAAAAUUGUCCUCCUGGCCGCCGCUCUGGUUCUGAUCGCGAUCGUCGGGUACGCGGCGGCGGACAUGGUGGACGUGGGCAUGUGCAUCAGGAACUGUGCCCAGUGCAAGAAGAUGUUGGGCGCCUACUUCGAAGGACCUCUGUGCGCGGACGCCUGUGUCAAGUUCAAGGGAAAGAUGAUACCGGACUGCGAGAACAUCGAUUCCGUGGCACCGUUCCUCAACAAACUCGAGUGA
Macrosiphum euphorbiae (potato aphid) is the source of this 252-nucleotide messenger RNA. Lineage: Eukaryota; Metazoa; Arthropoda; Insecta; Hemiptera; Aphididae. The record is from the annotation of a GenBank genome assembly.